AUUAUACUGUCCUUAUAAAUAGUGUAACAGAACAGUUUGUCUUUAAUUUUUGUGGCACUUUAAUAACUUGAGCUCUUAAAGGAAACUAUUGUUUCUAUUAUUAUUAUAAUAAAAUGCCGGGUGCAGCUGGACGUAAUAAAAGAAAGAAGCAGCUGAAAGGAAAAGAUGCAAAACUCCAGAAAGAGGCGACGUUUAUUCAGUGGAAUUAUGAAUCACCGCCGUGUCGAAGCGUCGCGGAGCUGCAGCAGUGCAACAAAGACGAGCUGGAGACGGAGCUGAAGCAGAUCCUCGACCUCCAGAAUCCCGACACGUGCAUGAGAGAAGCCGCACUGCUGGAUUUCUACAGCUCUGUCUUCAGUUGGGCAAAGGAAUCAAACUUCAGUCCCACGCAGACAUCGUUCUCCGUGGCUCUGCUACAGACGCUGCUGGAGAACAUACGAGACAAACACAUGUGUAUGGUGGAGAACCUGGGGGAGUUUGCUAAGGCGUUAGCUCCCGCCUGCCAGAACCCGAUGGAGGACGAUUCUUCUCCGCUUCUGGACGUAGAAGAUGCCAAAGAACUCACAAGUUACUUCAAAACCAGUUUGUUCCAGAAAUACAAUCUCUUCCAGUUCCUGCUUACGGCGCCCAGAGAGGAAUCACUGAGCAGCGAGGCGAAAACCAUCGAAGUGUUCACUUAUCCAGACACACCGCUGGAGGAAAGCGUCCCCGCUAAUCUGUACUUCGAGUAACGAGUCUGACCUUUGCCUUUUAAACAGAGUUACAAAGAUAGCAGUUGUGUAGAAUCUAUAUCUA
Molecule: messenger RNA, 795 nt
Organism: Solea solea (common sole)
Lineage: Eukaryota; Metazoa; Chordata; Actinopteri; Pleuronectiformes; Soleidae
Gene: cabcoco1
Product: ciliary associated calcium binding coiled-coil 1
Exons: 6
Coding region: 114-731 (205 amino acids)
Source: RefSeq, a predicted model, not a curated record